AUGACCGAGAUCAACUUUGUUAAUAGAACCAUGGAAAUGGAUGGAGGAUUACCAUACCACAGGAAUAGUAGUUCAAGUCCGGAGGGAAAGAACAGCGAGGAGAACGGAAUAGAAACGGAGAUAAGGCAUAACGGAGUUGGAGAACUGUCCAAACCGAAGAAGAAGAGAAAGACGACUAAUAGGGCGUGUGAUGCAUGUGCGAUAAGAAAGGUGAAGUGUGAACAGAAUAGACCUUGUUCGCACUGUGUUAGUAACAACUUGAACUGUACGCAGUUGCGAGAAAGAAAGAAGAGCGGGCCGAAAACACUUCACAAAAAGACGCUCGACAGUAUCAACAGUUUUUCGGAGAAAAAGGGUCCUGAGGGGACGGUACGGCCAUCGUUGUCACACCACUCGACGUCGAGUUCGAAUACAUUGACGACGGUCCAGGAGUUGAUUGCGUCGAACCAUGCAGAUCACCCCGUGGAGUCGGUGCCGCAGAACUUGACCAACGAAAGUGUGGACAGCAUGCGAAACCAAAAUGUGUUAACGUCUGAACGUCUUGUCAAUAUCUUGCGGUUGAUAGAGGACCCCGUGAUGUAUAAAUGCUUGCAGAACUUGACAGUGCACUCGUUGUUGACUAGUUAUGAAAGUUCAAUUAAAUUCGUACAGGUACAAUUUGCGAACACCAACGGCGAAUUGGUUAUCCAGUCUACUGACUUAAUGGUAUUAUCGAGGUUGCUAAUCAUAUUUACCUUGAAUCUAUUGAUAGUCGAAAACCUAAUUAAGUUUCUGUCUGUUGGUUACAAAACACAAUUUAUGGAUGGGGAUAUUGAUCUGUAUAAAUCUUUGAAGAAUUUGUUGCAGUUGAAAAUCACUGAGGUGCUGUUGCCAAUAGAACAGUUGUCAUUUUUUCCUGGAUGUUCAACUGUGCAACAAAUGCAUAUUUCGCAACAGCUUUACUAUAACCAGUCGAUAUCCGCCUUACACUUAUGCAACUUCCACCAAAUCACAAACUAUUUGAAUACUCAAAAUCAAAACCAGCAAAAGCUAAUCUAUCUUAGAAAGUCGAUUACAUUUUAUCAGUUGAUCAACCUUCCCUUCAAAAGUACAGCGGAACUUACAGAUGUGCAAUUAUACGAAUUAUAUGAAUCGUUGUUCACUAUGGAGAGUUUAUAUUUCUUUUUGUCAUCAGAUUUCAUUAUUAAAAGUAACAAUGUAUUGUUAAACGAAUGGAAUAAUUAUAACUUUAGUCAUAUUCAAUUUCAUAAGAAAUCAUCUGACGGUAAUUCGCUAUUCGAAAUAUUCAAAAUCAUUAAUAAAGAGGACUUGAUCAAUUCAAAAUCAAUCAACUACCUAUUCAAAUUUUCCAUUUUCAACACCAAUAAAAAUUCAAGUAUCAAAAACAUAAAGAAAAUCAAUAAUAAUAAAACAAUCGGCAAUACAUCUUAUAUUCAAUUCAAGCAAUUUUUGAAUAGCUUAUCAAAUGAGGAUUUUAUGUUUGAAAUUUUAAAGUAUAUUAUAUUAUUCAAAAUUAUUAUUGUCCAUUGCAAUGAAUUAAAUUUCAUGCAUUUAAAGUGUGAAUUAAUCGAGUCAGUUAUUAACUUGAACAAUCUCUUAGACUUUAAGGAUAAUAACCUUUAUUUACAAAUCAGUAACUAUCAAUUAUUGCCACAUUUGAUGCAAGUUUUAAAGUUUAAUAUUGAAAUUGACGAAAGCCACUUGAAGGAGAAUCAAAUGGUCCUUAUGAAAUUCACAAAGAACUUGAUCGAGCUUUUCCCAUUUUGCAAUAAGAAUAUCAAAGACCUUAUUUCAUGCUACGAUGGUUUAAGAACCUGGUUUAACAAGUUGAGUCAACUUUCUAGUGAAAUGAAACAAGAUGGUAAUGUUAGUGAGAAGGAUCAAUUCCUCCUUAAUGAUAUUUUGAAUGAGUUUGACUCGAAGAUGAUCAACUCAACGGAAGCAACAAACCCAAACUCGACCUUCAUUACCCAUUGUCCAAGUCCCCAGAAUUUGUUACGAGAUUUUGACUUAUCCAAUGCCAACCCCUCUAAUGGACUUGACGGUCCUGCUAAGAAUACUCCGAAUGCUCCAAUGACACUAAUGACGGGAUCAAGUGAUCACAUCCGAAGCACACUCAACAGUUCUGGUAGUCUCCACCUGCUUCUUAAUCCGUUGCAAUCUUUACCAGCAAAACCAGUAGUAACAACUACUGCAGCAACUACAGGCAGGAAUGAGGAUUUGAGCGAAUUGAUUUCAUUAUCGUUGUCAGAAAGUGCCAAAAACUUGUGCAAUACGUUUCACCAAUUUGGUGACGAAUUUUCACAUAAUAAUGAUAACAGUAAUAGUUUGAGCAAUUUGUUUCAAUUCAACUCGGCUUCUCGUACAGCGGAUUGGUCCGUGGGCAACGAAGAGAUAAAAUCUCAGCCAAACUUUUUACUUUGA
Messenger RNA from Debaryomyces hansenii CBS767, 2424 nucleotides. RefSeq lists its product as uncharacterized. Gene Ontology annotation, molecular function: DNA-binding transcription factor activity, RNA polymerase II-specific; zinc ion binding. The transcript has a single exon. Bases 1 to 2424 code for a protein of 807 amino acids. Lineage: Eukaryota; Fungi; Ascomycota; Pichiomycetes; Serinales; Debaryomycetaceae. The record is from RefSeq and is a predicted model, not a curated record. Gene Ontology annotation, biological process: regulation of DNA-templated transcription.